CAAGCUCUUGUGGCUCCUUUCAUCAAUUUCUUUAAUUUAUUUUAAAUUUUAAUCUCUUUCAUCCCAAGCUAUUUAUGCAACGUCUAGAUGUUUCCCGACCAGUUGGAAAUAUUUUGAAAUUGCUAAUUUUUCCCGCAAAACAGAGCGAAAUGAAGGAGGUCCCAACACCACGGAAGGAACAGGCUCGUCCCUCAGAGCACUUGGAUCGGAGAUCCAAAGAAUCCUCGUCGAAGAAGCUACCAAAGGCACAAAAAUCUCAACUCGAUUUUUCAAAUUUAUGCGUUCACCUCCGUCGCAUCCGAAUUCGAUUUCUCAUUCAUUCCUUUCUUUCUUAUUGUUCUUCUCAAGACCGUGAAGAAAAGCUUGAACGCUGCAUUUACGUCGCUUUCCGAAGAUGUUACACAAUCUCCAAUGGAAUCUUUGGAUUUAUUUUCGAUUUCUGAGAUCGCUGGCUCUGAUCACAUUGGAGAAGAAAGCUUCUUGAUGGCUGUGAACCCGGCUCUUUCUGCUUCAUCAGAAUCACUGGGUACUUCCGCCCUUACUCCGUCGUCCACAGUCACAGUUGACAUGGAGGAAUCAGGACAUCUUCACGAAACCUUCGAGCUGGGCGGUUCCAAGAUAAGCUCUGUGGAGGCGGAGAUCGCGGUCGAUUUUCUCAAAAGAAGUCGGUCUCAGGUCCUGAAGUCGGCGGAUGUAGAUCCUCAAUCUAAGAGGAUUAUGGAUGCACUAAUCGAGAUCGUUAUUGACGAGUUCCACUUUCGGCAAGAAGAGAAAGACCACUUUGCCGAACUCAUUAUCAUGAAAACUCAGAUUCUUCUCCUCUGUUUCUUCUUGUGGAUUCUUGCCGUUGCAGUAGUUUUCUUCUUCGGUUCAGCGAACCAAAACACUUCCAGCGGACCUCUUCCAACCUGAAUUAUCAAGCACAAGUAGUAAGAGAUCUGUUAAUUUGGCAUAUAUAGUAGGUCUAAUUUUGCUUCAAUAUGAGAUGGUUUGCACUCUCAUUUUACUCUGAACUGUACAGUCCUGCAUUGAUUGACAACAGGUGUCAAUCGAAAUGAUUUGGAUGAGUACUAUCUCACAAAAUUGAAUGGUA
This is a messenger RNA of Juglans regia (Persian walnut), 1093 nucleotides long. RefSeq lists its product as uncharacterized. The transcript is spliced from 2 exons. Bases 412 to 912 code for a protein of 166 amino acids. NCBI's taxonomy places the organism in Eukaryota, Viridiplantae, Streptophyta, Magnoliopsida, Fagales, Juglandaceae. The record is from RefSeq and is a predicted model, not a curated record.